This is a messenger RNA of Eimeria necatrix, 456 nucleotides long. RefSeq lists its product as hypothetical. Gene Ontology annotation, biological process: protein dephosphorylation. The record is from RefSeq and is a predicted model, not a curated record. NCBI's taxonomy places the organism in Eukaryota, Apicomplexa, Conoidasida, Eucoccidiorida, Eimeriidae. Gene Ontology annotation, molecular function: protein tyrosine phosphatase activity. The coding region runs from base 1 to 456 and encodes 151 amino acids. The transcript has 3 exons.
AUGGUGCGAUCGGUGCUGUUCGUGUGCCUCGGCAACGUGAACCGCUCCCCCACCGCGGAGUACAUCCUCCGCAGCAAACUCCAACUCCAAACCCUAAACCCUAAACCCUUUAAAGUGGCUUCAGCAGCAACUGGGGGGCACACAGAGGGGGACCCCGCCAUGGGCGAGAUGAUCCGCGCGGCGCGCAAGAGGGGGGUCGACUUGAGCCCCCACAGGGCCCGCCAAGAGUUUGACUUGGUUGUGGCCAUGGACAAGUCCAACCUCCGCAACCUCGCAGCUCUUUGCCCCCCAGACAAAAGACACAAACUGAAGCUGCUGAUUCGCGACUACGCGCCGGAGUGCGGCACCGAAGAAGUCCCGGACCCGUACUACGAGGGGGGGCAUUUGAACGUUUUUGAUUUGAUUGAAAAGGGAGUGGAAGGACUCAUCAAAAAAGAAGAAAUAGUUGUCAACUAA